Vanrija pseudolonga is the source of this 1207-nucleotide messenger RNA. It is a transcript of the gene PEX11, whose product is annotated as Peroxisomal membrane protein PMP27. The transcript has 7 exons. NCBI's taxonomy places the organism in Eukaryota, Fungi, Basidiomycota, Tremellomycetes, Trichosporonales, Trichosporonaceae. Bases 235 to 1044 code for a protein of 269 amino acids. Gene Ontology annotation, cellular component: peroxisomal membrane. Gene Ontology annotation, biological process: peroxisome fission. The record is from RefSeq and is a predicted model, not a curated record.
UGUGUGUCCCCACGCGACUCUUCCCUGAAGGUGGACCGUGGGUCCCAUGUCCGGUUAUCUUAUGGCCUGCCGUUCCCGACCUGGCGGCGCGUCAAAAGCCAAAGCAAAGCCAUCCCAGCCAGCCAGACCAGUCUCGAUUCUCAAGCCAGCCUUAACACUUCCAUCCCAAUUUCAACUCUUUCCACGCUCAUUCACAGUCGCCGACUUGUUCAUCUCCCAACCCACUCACUCACUAUGGCCUCCAUCCUCGCCCAGGUCAUCCUCCACCCCAAGGUGUCCCAGGCCCUCGCCGUCCUCGCCACCACUAUCGGUCGCGACAAGCUCUACCGUCUCAUCCAGUAUGUUUCGCGCAUCCUCGCGUGGUCGUUUGCGCGCAGCGGCGCGACCGACCUUGCCUCGCGGUUUGACGGCCUCAAGAGCUCCCUCGGCAUGGGCCGCAAGUUGAUGCGCGUCUUCAAGCCCGUCGAGAACCUCCAGUCGGCACUCAACAUCUCGCAGCGCCCCUUCACCGGCAUCACCCGCGCCGAGACCCUCGCGCAGGUCACCCAGCUCGGUCGCCAGAUUGCCUACGCCAUCUUCCUGGGCAGCGACUCGCUCAUCUGGCUCCAGUUCGCCAAGUUCAUUCGUCUUGACAAGGACAAGGCCGCCCGCCUCGGCCAGAUCUCCAACAAGGCCUGGUUCAUCGGCCUUGUCCUCUCGCUCGUCUCGUCGGGCGCUUCGCUCGUCAACCUCCGCCACCAGUCGCGCCGCUUUGCCCUCCAGUCCGAGGUCUCGCGCAGGGAAGGCGGCGAGAAGGGUCCCGACCAGGCCGCCGCCGAGGAGGCGGAGCGCCGCAAGCAGGGCCGUGCUCUUCUUGCCCAGAGGCAGACCCUCCUCUCCCAGAUUGUCACCGACGCGUUCGACAUCUGGAUCCCCUCCAACAACCUUGGCUACUCGCACCUCAGCGAGGGUGCUGUCGGUCUUCUCGGUGCCACCACAUCGUACAUGGCCCUGCAGAAGGUCUGGAACAAGCACGGCGCUGCCGUUGUCGCCAAGCUGGCGUAGUAAUGUUAGAGAAGAGGAAGAAGUCUCCACGAGGAGGAGCCCGCAGCGACAUGUGGCGUCCGUGUACGCCUCUGAGGGGAGCACGUGGCGGCUACGCAUGUCCGCGAAUACCGAAUACCCCGAAUGUGCGCGAUAUCGUUCUGUAUGCAUGUCAUUGCUUGGA